UGUCAUCAUCAUCGUGGCCCCUCCUAGCUAUUUGUGGUUGACUUUUAAAUGGUAGAUUGCAGAAGUUUUAUAGUGAGCUGCCUACAAGAUAUCAACCUCCUCUUUUACCGGGGAUCUUGAAAACGCCAAUGGAGAGGCUCAUAUUAAUACCACUUUCAUGCUAACAUCAUCCCACACAGUGUUCUGCAAAUUGGAUGGUUUAGUGGAGGAGAUCCGAUCAUUGCAGCCACCAGUGGAUUUGUGGAGGAAGUUUGUAUACUGUACUUCUCUAUCAGGUUACAGUCUUGGGACAGUGGAUCAUAUGCAACCGCAAGAUUUUGAACGAGUAGUCAGCCCAGUUUCUGUUGCACACUUAUCACAGUACAAGCUUACCAGAUUGCUGCUCAAGCAGCUAGAAAAACUAAACUUUCAUGUUUAUACCUGUGAUGGGUCACAAGUCCCAAACAAAGGUUCCACAUGGGAAAGGGAGAUUUUGAUGGGUCAUGAAUGCAUAUCAAUUGAUCGCACUGCUCAUGGUGUCAUGGUAGGUGCUUCCUUUCUUAAGGGAAAAAGCUACAGAGAAACAUCCACUGCCAUAUCCUUGUUGGUUCAGAUGGUGCCAGAAUUAAUGUGAGAAAACUGGUCGGCGUAGAUAUGAAAGGCGAAAGGGACUUGCAGAAGCUCUUCAGUGUCCCUUUCUUAAGCAGAGAUCUUGGACAAUUCCUACUGCAUCAGAGGCCUGGAAUGUUAUUCUUUAUAUUUAAUCCAGAAGCC
Messenger RNA from Magnolia sinica, 753 nucleotides. RefSeq lists its product as uncharacterized. The record is from RefSeq and is a predicted model, not a curated record. Bases 158 to 613 code for a protein of 151 amino acids. NCBI's taxonomy places the organism in Eukaryota, Viridiplantae, Streptophyta, Magnoliopsida, Magnoliales, Magnoliaceae. The transcript is spliced from 3 exons.